AUGUUUCUGGACUUUGAAGCCGCUUUUGACUCUCUUCAUCGAGACCGUCUUCCCAACGCGCUCCGGGCCGAUGGAGUACCAGGAGGAUUCGUUCGCCUGCUUGAUGACAUGAAUCAACGAAGAGCUACUGCAGUUCGAAUACCAGUCAGAUAUACAAAACCGUUUGAGGUGGUAAUCGGAGUAAGACAAGGGGCAGUGGCAGGAUCCUUCCUGUUCAACUUAGCUAUUGAUGACAUCAUGCGAAGAACAGUCUGUCAGUGCCCUGCUGACAUCAUCUUUGCACCAUCAAGGUGCCCCUUGACCGAUCUCGAGUACGGCAACGAUGUUGUUAUAUUCGCGGGAAGCAAUGUAAAACUUCAAACUCGUCGAUGA
This is a messenger RNA of Necator americanus (New World hookworm), 372 nucleotides long. RefSeq lists its product as uncharacterized. The record is from RefSeq and is a predicted model, not a curated record. The transcript has a single exon. NCBI's taxonomy places the organism in Eukaryota, Metazoa, Nematoda, Chromadorea, Rhabditida, Ancylostomatidae. The coding region runs from base 1 to 372 and encodes 123 amino acids.